UCCCAGCGCGUCCUUCGUACUCAGCCUCCCACGCGCCCCUGUGCUCUCUACGCCUUGUUGCGUCUGCCUAACACAGCUUGCGAGACUGGUGACUGAACAUGCUGUGGCAUGAGUUCGCGAUUCCACGACGACCACGACCGAGAUAGCACGAAGUCUCCUCAAACAACACUCGGUAGAUCUACUCCAAUUCGUGGAUGGUCGCAACACCACCGACGCACAGAUGGAUUCACCCGUCUCUACAGCUGAGUUUCCGUCGCGGGGACCGGCAGUGAGAGCUACGUCAGCUGCGACACUUGUUCUUUGCUCUGUUUUCGUCAUCCUCCGGUUGAUGUCGAGAUUCCUCGUGGUGAAGAAACCAGGAUGGGAUGACUACACCAUGAUCGCAGCAUGGCUGCUAGCGUUCGGCGCAACGUUUUCCAUCAUAUUCGGCACCACCAAAGGACUUGGUCGACACCAGGCUCACAUUGAAGAUGCUUGGCUCGAACCGAUGCAACAGUCGGCGUACGCGUUCUCGGUACUCUAUAACCCGGCUCUCAUGGCAACCAAGACGUCGAUCCUGAUCUUCUACCUCGGGCUGUCGGAAACGCAAAAGAUCUUUCGAUGGGCGACUAUCGCAACGCUCGUUGUCGUGAAUGCUGGCGGCCUGGCCCUGACUGUUCUCAACAUCGUCCAAUGCCGACCAGUCAGUGCUGCAUGGAUGGUACCCGUGCCUCUAACAGCGCACUGCACCAACAUUGUCACAAUCUACCUGUCGUCUGCUCCGCUCAACAUCAUCACCGACCUUGCUAUUCUGUUUCUUCCCAUGCCUAUCCUGACUAGCAUGCGACUACCCAAGAAACAAAAGAUUAUCCUGGUCAUCACUUUUGGAUUUGGCAUCUUUGUGGCCAUCGUCGAUGUUGUCCGUAUUGCCUACCUUCAGGACGCGCAGCGAGCCACUCUCGUUGCGGCACAAGCUGAUCGCACUGAAAGCGGUACGACACAGCGGAACACGAGUGACUUUUCGUGGUAUGCCUCACUCUCGUUCAUGUGGAGUACGGUUGAGAUCAACGUGGGCAUCAUGUGCGGCUGCGUUCCUGCCAUGAAGCCGCUGGCUCGACGAUUCUUGCCGAGCUGGAUCAUUGACCACACGACAUCACGUGGUAAUUCAGGCACACACGCAAGCGACGAAGCGCAGUUCCACCCAGACAUCCUAGAAGACUCGCGGCGCAGAUCCGACCAAGAGACGCCACCCGAUUCACCCAUGAGCAAGCCUCCAGUCGCCUUGUCUGCACUUCGAGGAGCCGACGAACCGCUAGGCAUGAUGGACUUUCUCACCUCGCCAGAUACAACCGACUUCCCACAAACGAACCGCGCAAGCACCGCAGUAACCAUGGCCCCCACGCUGAGCACGCGACGUAAUUCUAUCACAUUCUUCGACUUUGUCGACACUGGACAGAAGAAGAACAUCACUUUGAGGAGUAACCGCGAAUCCAUCUAUCCAGUCUUGAUGGUCACCAUCCUGUUCUUCAUCUGGGGCUUUGCUUACGGCUUCCUGGAUGUACUCAACUCGCGCUUCCAAGAGAUUGCCAACAUGAGCGAUUGGCAAACUGUUGGACAGCACAGUGCAUACUAUGUUGGCUACCUUGUUGGCCCCCUGACCUUCGGACGGAUCGUCUUUCAGGUCUGGGGUUUCAAGGUGUGCUAUAUGGUUGGGCUCGUAGUCUACGCCUGUGGAGCUUUGGUCUUCUGGCCUUCCGCUGUUCUCACCAACUUCCCAGCAUUUCUCGUCUCGAACUUCAUCGUGGGUGCUGGUCUGUCAACUCUGGAGCUCGCCGCAAACCCUUUUAUUGCUCUUUGUGGGCCCCCUGAGUACGCUGAAGUGCGUUUGAAUCUCUCGCAAGGUGUGCAAGCAAUUGGCACAAUCGUUUCGCCCCUACUUGCCAAGAAGGUUUUGUUCACUGCCAACGCAUCCAACUUGAUCGACGUUCAGUGGACAUAUCUUGGCAUUUCAUUCUUCAGCAUUGCCCUGGCUGUGCUUUACUUCUACGUGCCACUCCCGGAGGCUACGAACGAGGAGCUCGAGACCGCCAGUAGGCGCCUGCCUGUCCCCAGGGAUGCUUCAAUCAAGAUCGGCCCCUGGCCUGUCAGAGUUAUCUGGAUCAGUCUAGGGUUUGCCGUCUUUUCACAGUUCUGCUACGUCGGGGCUCAAGAGUCAACCUCAACCUCGUACGCCGAGUACCUCAGCCUGGUCAAACCUUCCGUCAACUAUGUCAAUCACCAGGCGGUCAGCCAUACCGCAUUCGCUGCCUCUCGCUUCUUGGCAGCCUUCAUCGAUGUGUGGGUCAAACCGCGCUUCAGUCUUCUGGUCUUCUACCUCGGUGCCGUUGCAUUCUCGGUGGCAGCGUUUAAAACCUCUGGUUCCACUGGCACUGUCAUGCUGGUGAUGAUCUACUUUUUUGAGGGUCCCCUGUUCCCGCAGAUCUUCGCUCAGGGUAUUCGUGGAAUGGGAAAGCACACGAAGGACGCUUCAGUGCUCAUCACAUCAGCAAUUGGUGGCGGUGCAGUCUUCCCACCCAUGGCAUUCGCCGCGCUCAAGAUUCACGAUGCCCGCUACGCUAUGUGCGUUAGUGUCACUGCAUUUGCUGCUGGAGCACUCUACCCCAUCUGGCUCAAUUCUCUACCCACUACCAGGCAGCAGUCAGACCCACGACGAGAUGAGCAGACAAGGCGCGAGUCAGCGGCCGAAGAGAAGCGAAGAGAGUCCACGGGCCAGAUGAAGCCCAGGACUUGGAGCAAGGUCAAAAACAGACUCAGCUUCGGCAAUCACGAGAAAGACCAAAUGCCCUCUGUAGAGCACAGGGAGAGACGCAGCUGGCCCGAAGGCCUAGCUCCAAUUCCAGGCAGUCUUGACAUUACACCAGAGCGAAGGGAGUCACAGGCCCUCUCAAUACAGAGUUCAAGCAGCAGCUCGGACAGCGACGCGCCGGCUCGGUGAGGUGCACUAUUUUUGAUUAUGAAUUGCAUUGCGUCA
Boeremia exigua is the source of this 3010-nucleotide messenger RNA. RefSeq names its product major facilitator superfamily domain-containing protein. Gene Ontology annotation, molecular function: transmembrane transporter activity. The transcript has a single exon. Lineage: Eukaryota; Fungi; Ascomycota; Dothideomycetes; Pleosporales; Didymellaceae. The record is from RefSeq and is a predicted model, not a curated record. Bases 221 to 2974 code for a protein of 917 amino acids. Gene Ontology annotation, biological process: transmembrane transport.